AUGGAACCCGCUGAGGCUUCUGGCUGGUUGAAACGAAGGUCCGAGACAACGGAGCCUGAGGCAGAGCCGAAAGCAAAGGGGCGAAGCUUUCGAAAGGAGAUCACCUCAGAGGAAUUGCUGACUUUUGGAAAGCACAAAGGCAAGACCUUCAAAGAAGCUUUGCAAAAGGAUCCCUGGUAUGCCAUUUGGUGCUCAGAUCUGCCAGAGCAAAGCUUGCCGAUGCGCCGCUUCUUGAAGUAUGCUGAGGACCAAGGUGUGGUUCAGCCUUCCAAACGCCCAAAACUGGAGCCGAAGCCGACCGAGGCCCCGUUGGACGUUGCAGAUGCCGCCAUCUUCGACAGCUUUGCCUUUGCGCCUGCUGUAAACCAGCCUGGGAAGCAUUCCGCGUUUUCGCCGCAUCAGCAACUGCCGACUUCGAAUGCAGUCUCAUCUCCAGGAAAUAUCUACCAGCAGCAAGCAACGCCCCAGAACUCACUUCCGAACCAACUCCAGCAACAUGCCAUGCCUCAGAUGCCUCAACAACACCCACAAACGAACCAAUACCAGCACCCGUCAGGACCACAGCAGAAUCAGCAGGCUGUGCCGCAGAUGCUGCAGCAAAACCAAUCACCCAGCCAAUACCAGUACCAAGCAGCACGGCAGUCAGGACAGCAUGUCCGACCUCCUAACCAGCAACAGAUACAACAGCCAAGCCCACAGCAAAGCCAACGGCCCAACCAAUUCCAGCAGGCACCAGCACCACAGAUGUUUCCACGAAAUCAAUCACCCAACCAAUAUCAGCAUGUGCCAGCAGCACAAUUUCCACCGCAGAAUCCGCCCUUGAACCAGCAGCAGGCUGCGCCUCAAAUGUUGGAGCAAAACCAGUCACCCAGCCAAUACCAGUACCAAGCAGCACGGCAGUCAGGGCAGAAUGUACCCCCGAACCAGCAAAGCCCACAGCAAAACCAACGGCCCAACCAAUUCCAGCAUGCGCCAGCACAAUUUCCACCGCAGAAUCCGCCCUUGAACCAGCAGCAGACUACCCCGCAGAUGCUGCAGCAAAACCAGUCACCCAGCCAAUACCAGUACCAAGCAGCACGGCAGUCAGGGCAGCAUGUACCACCUACGAACCAGCCAGUGCGACCGCAGAUGGGUCAUGUAGCCCCUCCUCUGAGCUCACCAACGACGGGAGGACUACGUGUGACUCCACAGGAGCCAAAUGCAUCCGAACAGGCUCGAGCCAGUCGGCACUUUUCGCCAGGUGCUACACCACAGGGCCUGAAGAAUGCUGCGUUGCUGGAGUAUGAUGGAACUUUUGAGGUUGAGCUGGGGCGUGAUAAGGAUGGUGGAGUUUUUACCCUGUUGAGCUCCAAAAAAGUCGGGAAGAAAGUCUUUGCCGAACUGAAACGAUGGCCUGGCGCCAAGGUUGGCCCCAAAUUGGAUUUCGAGAGCCGCGUGUACUUGGAGGUAGUCGAACGUCUGCGAGAUCUCUACGGUUCCCGAUCUGUCAAGACUCCUCCAGAAUGGGUCCUCACGAUGUUGCCAGACUUCCGUAAGUAUGGGGCCCUGCAAGUGCCCAAGAAGGUGGCCCACGUGCUGCUGGCGGAUUUCAAAGCGCCAUUGCUGCCGGCUGACGCCUGCAGUCGCGAGGGGAACAAGGUCUUGCCCUAUCAACGCGAAGCAGUGGAGUUUGCCUUGAGCCGUGGCGGCCGUGUGCUGCUCGGGGACGAGAUGGGACUGGGCAAAACCGCGCAGGCCUUGACACUGGCUUCGCAAUUCCCCAAGGACUUCCCUUUGCUGGUGGUGUGCCCUUCCUCCUUGCGGGGCAACUGGUUGGAAGAAGCUUCGCGAUGGUUGCCUUCCUCGGUGCUUCCAGACCCGGAGCAGCACGUGCAGAUCGUGCGCAAGGGCUCAGAGAAGCUGCGGAUGAACGCGCGGGUGGUGGUGGUGAGUUAUGACUUGGUCGCUGCGCAUGAGACCUUUCGGCGCACACCUGCUGGCCGUCCCUAUCGCAUGGUGAUCUGUGAUGAGGCGCACUAUUUGAAGUCGCCGAGCUCACAACGAUCGCAGGCCCUGCGUCCCGUACUUCAAGGUGCCCGACGCUGCGCGCUCCUCACGGGAACGCCUGCCCUUGCGAAGGCCUCCGAACUAUACGCCUUGCUACAAAGCCUGCUUCCGGGCCUGUUGCCAGACGCUCACAACAAGUUCUGCCAGAGAUAUUGCAAUGAGAAGAAGAUCUACGUGGGACGACGGCAGGUGACGCAAUGGGAGGGUUCCCGUCUGGGCGACGAGCUGCAUGCCAUCUUGGAUAUGGUCAUGGUGCGGCGGUUCAAGUCAGAUGUCUUGCACCAACUGCCCGCCAAGCGGCGUCAACGCGUAGUGUUGGAGAAGCUAAGCAAUGAUCAGGGUGUUCUCAAAGAAUUGAAAGAAAAGAUGAGAGAUUUCCAAAGCCAUGAAGAUGGAAGCGCUCCACAGGGAAGCGCGCCGGAGCUGUUUAGGCUCACCGGCCUCGCCAAAAUGGCGGCCGUGGCGGAAUAUGUUCAAUACCUCGUCGAGGCGGAGUGCCGCUUCCUGCUCUUCGCACACCACCAGGCAGUGAUGGACACCAUGCAACAGACGCUGGAAAAAAUGAAGGUUGGAUUCAUUCGUAUUGAUGGAAAGACCUCGUCGCACCGCAGAGAAGAGCUGGUCAACGACUUCCGAUCCAAGAAGAAUUUGCAGGUGGCCUUGUUGUCGAUCACCGCCUGUGGCCAGGGCUUGAACCUGCAGGUGUGCUCUACUGUGGUCUUUGCUGAGCUGCAUUGGACACCGGGCGUUCUCUUACAGGCGGAGGAUCGAGCACAUCGCAUGGGGCAGAAAGAGUCAGUGAAUGUCCAUUAUCUCAUUGCCAAAGAUACUUUGGACGAGAGUAUGUACAACAUGUUGGAGCGGAAGCAGCACGAUGUGGGCGUGAUGCUGGAUGGCCAAGCCAGCCGUUUGGGUGCGCAGAAAGUGGGUCCUAAGGGCACCUUCAGCAAACCAGACGUGGAAGACUCCGCUGAUGCCGCAUCAGGUGCAGCGGAGCCCAGUGGGAGCGGCACUGGCAGCGAUACUAAGGGGCCAAAGCAACAGACGCUCUGUUUCAAGAAGCCGCAAGACGUGAUUGUGGCGCCCACCCUGGAGGUGGCGCCCUUGGCAGAUGCCACCCAGCCGACUGAUCCAAUCGAUGUUGACUGA
Messenger RNA from Cladocopium goreaui, 3195 nucleotides. The record is from the annotation of a GenBank genome assembly. NCBI's taxonomy places the organism in Eukaryota, Dinophyceae, Suessiales, Symbiodiniaceae.